AUGAACGGUACAAAGGAAUUGCUGCGCACGCGGUGUGUAUGGCUGUCUUUGUUUUCUCCUGCUACUCCGCUUUUUGUGCUUCAUCCUGACGCAAUACUAGUACGAAGCCAUUUCCUUCUUAUUCCGCCUUUUUUCCUUUGUCUCUCUCUCCUCCCGCAGUCAGGCUGCACUGCUGCUGCUGCCACUCACACGAAACCAAUAAAUGCGAUUUGCUCAGACCAUUCGCCAGCCACGCCACGCCGCUUCUCCCACUGGUGGUGUUGCUGCUGGUGUACUGCGCCAGCGGGGUGUAUUGUCGCUGCACCCGCUCUGGAGCUUCGCCGUGGAUUUGACACGGUGAGGAGGCGGGGCGCGUUGCAGGCGUACACCGUCGCCACACAGAUUGACAGCAGUGGCUGGGAACCGAACCGCAUCGCGGUUUCCACGGAGGAUCUGGAGAACACGAACAAGAGAAAUUACUGCGAAGAGGGAAGGGAUGAGUGCUACAACGUCUUGGGGGACACAAUGACUUGUAAAGUCGAGCACCCCUUGACGGAAGAAAGGAGGCAUUUGCAGACUGAGAAGAUUAUACACGGUGCCGCCCAAUUGCACGCUGAGUUCUUCUCCAUUUCUUGCGCGAUGGACCUCCAUCGCCAGCGCAACAGGCGGCGAGGUUGCUGUUGCUGUUUCAUCUGUUGUGUGUUCCCCACUGAUACUGCGAGGUGCGGGGGUCGGACGUGGCGGCGGUGGGGCGAAAAUAAGGGAGGAGGAGGAUGGUGCGUGCGUGCGGGAGGGCCAUGGGGAUGCAUGUUGCGGUGCGCGGCAGAGGAGGGCAAGGGAGGGUCCCUGCGGCGUUGGAAUGCAGUGCACUGUUUGCGGACUCGAUGUGCCCCUUUGUUGCAUGGUGUGUCUUGGUGUCCCUUUCUCGAGUGUGUGAUGCCAGCCGGCUCUUCACGAUUGUGGCGAUGA
Messenger RNA from Trypanosoma cruzi, 948 nucleotides. RefSeq lists its product as uncharacterized. Gene Ontology annotation, cellular component: membrane. NCBI's taxonomy places the organism in Eukaryota, Euglenozoa, Kinetoplastea, Trypanosomatida, Trypanosomatidae. Gene Ontology annotation, molecular function: metalloendopeptidase activity. The record is from RefSeq and is a predicted model, not a curated record. Bases 1 to 948 code for a protein of 315 amino acids. Gene Ontology annotation, biological process: cell adhesion; proteolysis. The transcript has a single exon.